Molecule: messenger RNA, 1624 nt
Organism: Phragmites australis (common reed)
Lineage: Eukaryota; Viridiplantae; Streptophyta; Magnoliopsida; Poales; Poaceae
Exons: 2
Coding region: 22-1518 (498 amino acids)
Source: RefSeq, a predicted model, not a curated record
GAGACAUCCAGGGCUCUCCUGAUGAGGAUGCUGGAUGAUGCUACCCAGCAGGCUCUCCUGAGGCAGGCAAAGAUGCUAAUGUCUCCUGCGCUGGAGAGGAACCUCUCCCUCCGAUCAGAUCGCCAGACACGCGAUGUCGAGCCACGCCUGAGCCUGAAGCCACUGGCGUCACCCAGCCCGAGCCUCAGCAUCCAUGCCAGCGAGAGAUCCCGCAGGCUUAACCUCCAAAAUUCAACGCUGUCAAGCCGAGAUGGUCGUCACGUCCACGGCCAUCGCCAUGCAGUGGAAGAACCUCUCCUUGCCCGCCUCGUCUCCAACCGCUCGUCAAGAACUGCAAUGCCGCCGCGGCACCAUCCAAGUCGAGAGCAGAGGCAUUCCGGCUUCAGCCCCCACCGUUUGUCAGUAGCUGCAAUGUCGCAACGUGGCACGGUGACUGGGAGUACUCGGCACGACGACCGCAGGGACAGGCCGCGCCGCAGCUCCGGCCGUGGUGACCUAUCGUCGCUGGAGCGCAGCAGCAGGCGGCGCUCUGUGUCCCGAGAAUUGUCUCAGGGGCGGGUACGGCUGCAUGGCCGCACCACGGCGCGGGACGUCGGAGAGGAAGGCUCCUCCUCGACGCGUCGUUUUGGGAGACUGGGCUCUGGGUUGUCCGUGACCAUGAGGUCACGUCGUGGCUCGGAGAGAUCCGGACGGGGCGUGGCUACGCGGAGACACUCGUCCUCGAGCAACGGGGUGGUCACGAUACACAGCCGUAUCAGGCCGAACCGGGAGCUCAUGGAACGCUGCCUACGCCGGGGCGAAGAAGAAGAGUGCACUCCGCGGCGACCGAGGGAGGAUGGCGCUGUCUUUAGCGUGGGCUGGUCAAGCCGGCAGCGGCAGACGCUGAAACAGAUCGACUCCGGCAGCAGGUACAACAGCAGCUCCCCAUCUGGCGCCGCCAGCUCGUUUCCCUCGACAAACCCGACGGUGCCGGCGUCGAGCGCCUCUGCUUCUUACUCCUCCUCACCCGUGUCGCGGCGGCCGGCUUAUGCGUCUGAGGUGUCGGGCUCGUUGAGGAGCCGCCGCCGCAGGGAACGCCAGGAGAGGCGCGAGGGGCGGCUGCGGAGGCUCAAGAACAAGAUCGCCACGGUGUUCCACCAUCGCCACGACCAUCAUCACCACCACCACUUCGGGCGCGGCAAGGAGGACCCGUCCAGGCGCGACCGUCGCUCCCACCAGCGCAUGUCGCCGUGGAGGUAUCUAGGGGAAGUGUUCCACAGCACAAAAGGCCAAGAGAAGAAGACCACGAGCCGGACGGUGGCAAGCGUCCCGGGGGAGAGGCGCGGCGGCGGGCACAUGCCUGCGUUGUUCGACGCGAUGGUGCGGCACCUACGGGGCACCCGGCGGAAGGCACCGGCGCACGCCAGGAUGAGGCGGACGGGCAGCCGGGUGCAGGUCAAGAAGCUGCACUGGUGGCAGCGGCUGAGGCGACGGCGCAGCAGACCACGACGCCGGUUGGGGCAUGGAAAGCCAGUGUAGUUGUAUAGUAGUAGUAGUUUCUUUGCCAUCACUGCGCAUGAAAUAUUAUGCUGUUUCUGGUGAUAUUUUCACCAGGAUGAUGAGUUGUAUCAUAUAUGUACUUCAU